Cydia strobilella is the source of this 781-nucleotide messenger RNA. Its product is annotated as huntingtin-interacting protein K. Bases 133 to 495 code for a protein of 120 amino acids. The record is from RefSeq and is a predicted model, not a curated record. Lineage: Eukaryota; Metazoa; Arthropoda; Insecta; Lepidoptera; Tortricidae. Gene Ontology annotation, biological process: protein stabilization; negative regulation of apoptotic process. The transcript has 3 exons.
GGUUCAUAUCUUCUUUACUUGAUUUACUUUCGACUUGGAUGUGAAAAUAGUGACCACUUAUUGCGAUGAUUUGAUGUGUUAACCGUAAAAAUACUCAGAACUUUUCACAUUUUAAUUUAUCAAUAAAACACAAUGGCUGACGAAGAAAUAAACGGAGAUACAGACGAUAUUCAGCACGACAAAGACAAGACCCAAAAGAAAACUGCGAAACAUGAUAGUGGAGUUGCAGACCUAGAAAAAGUGACUGAUUAUGCUGAAGAAAAAGAAAUUUCCUCACAGGAUAUAUCUGGCGCUCUUUCUUUAAUCGGCGACAGGAGGAACAAAGAGGCAGCGGAACGUCUUGAAAAAGAGAAAGAACUACAAAAAGUGUCAGUUAAAAAGGAUGACAUAGAAUUAAUUGUAAAGGAAAUGGAAAUCUCCCGGACGCUAGCAGAAAGAACAUUACGGGAGCACAGAGGUGAUGUGGUGGCGGCUUUAACAACACUUACAAACUAGCGCCACUAUUGAGAAACUACUGAAAACCAAAACAAGUCAUUUUACCAUGUUCAACAACUGUUACUUAUUGAAUGAAAAUAGUCUUUUCUAUCUUGCAAUUUGAUUUUUAUUGUAACAUAAUAAUUGGUUGAAUCUGCAGUACAAUAGUACUCCACCAGUGUGCGGCACAGUGGCACAAGCAUUUUUGUACCGAAUAUGCUUGUGCCGCACAAUGCCACGCUGGUGAAAUUCCGCUUUUAUAACAGCAAACUGUUAUUGAAUAAAAAUAGACUUUUCUAUCUUGCAA